AUGAAACGUUUCGCCUUUCCUUCAAACCUCGCAAUCGGCGAAGUUGUAUCAUUUGUGAAAGUCGCGCCGAGUGUGAUGAGUUUUCGUCGGGAAACCGAAGAGAAAUUCAUGAUUGAGGCCAGCAAAACGGUUAACGCUUUUGCAUAUUUGAUGGCCGAAUUCGCUACGAACGACGCCCCGUUCAGUGAAAUGACGAUGCCCGAGUUGCACACGAGUUUCUCUUUUGCUCGACUUGAAGGAAUCGUCCGUAAAACCAUCAUCGACUUUGCCAGUUAUCUACAAGUGGAAGCUACUAAUAAUGCAAUCAUGAACACGGCACUUUGCGAGGAUUUCGGAAACGAGUUGGUGAAGUUGGUCGCCGUUUCGUGUCAAGCCAUUUACAUAACAAAAACAAGCAACGACUUAACGAGUUUCAUGCUAGAGCUGCGAAAACCAGGCGAUAACACGGAUUUGCGAGAAUUUGAGAGGCAAGACAACAAACUGAAGUCAUCUCUGGCUCACUUCUACACAGAAAUUCAACAAAAGAAGCAAAAUCAGAUGCUAUUGCAUGAGCUCGUCACUGCUCUGCACCUCUCGAAGGACGAAAAGAAAAUGCUGCAGUUGGCCAUCAAAUUUGGGUAUCCCAUUCCGAAGCAUGCUAUGCGAUGUCUCGUCGACAAUGUGAACAAAAUUCUGGAUAAAGAUAAUCACAUUACAAUUAAGGUGGCCGGUCAACACUAUGGAACGAGGGGCAACGUUGUUGAGAUCGAUCAAAUCGAUGGCUGUUUCUUUGUGACAAACGAGGACUAUCACCGAUUUACGAGAUUGAUUGCCCAUCAAACUUCUGGAAACCACAACUUGUCGACCGGAAACUCUUUCCUCCUAGAGGCCCUUCAAAAGCGGUUCCCGUCAAGCGAGGCUUUCAGAGAGUCGGAAAUCUUUAGGAAACACUUGUGUGACGCAUUUUUCCUG
Messenger RNA from Mesorhabditis belari, 951 nucleotides. NCBI's taxonomy places the organism in Eukaryota, Metazoa, Nematoda, Chromadorea, Rhabditida, Rhabditidae. The record is from the annotation of a GenBank genome assembly.